Vicia villosa (hairy vetch) is the source of this 1009-nucleotide messenger RNA. RefSeq lists its product as uncharacterized. The record is from RefSeq and is a predicted model, not a curated record. The transcript is spliced from 2 exons. The coding region runs from base 137 to 739 and encodes 200 amino acids. NCBI's taxonomy places the organism in Eukaryota, Viridiplantae, Streptophyta, Magnoliopsida, Fabales, Fabaceae.
UUUCCGUAAAUUUAAACAAUAAAAAAAUGUGGCAGUUGCAAAAUAUCUAGAUUGAGUUUCAUUUCUUAAACCCUAUAAAACCCGUUUUCGUCAAAACCCUUUCAAUCAUUUUCAGUGAGAACUUUCGUCGAACACCAUGAGCUCCCCUCCGAACAACUCUUCCUCCCCCGUCAACCGCCUCGACACCAUGUUCCUCCGCCACCUAAUCGGCAGGCUUCAGGUUCAUGAUUCCGACAACCAACUUACCGACGAGGAUUUCAUUUCCGACGAAGAAGAAGAACUUGAAUACGAAAAUGAAGAUGACAAGCACCGUCCAUACCAAGACGACGGAAUACGCGAAAUCUACGAAGAAGAAUCUCGGAUUGAAGCUGAAGUUGUUUAUCGGAUUCUCAAUGGCAAAUCGCAUACGCUGAAGCCUAAUUCCGGUGAAACGGUUACGAUUCGUGAAAGUAGCAUUGCUGUUGGGUUUCAUGUGGAUGAAGAAGAAGGUGAGUAUGUUGUGUGGGAAUGGCAUGGUCACAUUCCGAGGUAUACUGAGGAGCAUCAGUUUUCUCUUGAGUAUAUCUAUGGGAAUUACUUUCAGAGGGUUGUGCCUGGGGAGCGUCCUACUACACCACCUCCAGUAGAUGCAGCGGCUGACAAGGGUUUGAAGGACUUGUUUGAUGGUGCUGUCAAUCCUGCCCCUGGUAGGAUUCUUCAUCGCAAUCUCAACAUUGAUUCUACUGCUCCCAGGCUUUAAGAAUUUCAUCAUUGGAAUUUCAAGUUCAAAGGAUCGCAGGCAGAGGUCGUUGUCAUCAUCUCAUUCCCUUUGUGAAGCAAAGAUAGUUUUCCCAUUUUCCGAGUAUAAAUCUCAAGAAUGAGUCUGCAUUGUAUGCCUGUUUGAGCUUUCAAAUCAUACUUGUAAAGGAUGCAAGACAUGGUUUUUUAUUUUUCGAUACCAGACAUGGUUUUUUUAAUAACUCAUUAUCUUUGCUUGGAGAAGUAAUAAUAUGACAUUUUAUAUUUGGUC